UUGCAGACUUAUCCUGGAGAUCAUUUUAUAUACCCCCCCCUCCCCCCCUGGCCUUCCAGCUUCUCUCUCCAUUUUUUUUCCCUUUUAGAUCUUGUCAUUUUAAGUACUGCUACUUGAUGAAAUUCUUCAAGGUGAUCUAUAGUACUCCAUCUUCAGGGUAACUAUUUGAUCUCUCUCUCUCUCUCUCGCUCUGUGUGCGCGCGCGCGCAUGCUUCCGCCCUCGAGUGAUUUCGGGAGUAAUGGAUAAACGUCCGCGGAAACAAGCAAAGAGUACAAAGAGCUCCACGUCAGAAGAAGUGAGCAGUAUUGAGUGGGAGUUCAUAAAGAUGACUGAACAAGAAGAGGAUCUCAUCUUCCGGAUGUACAAACUUGUUGGGGACAGGUGGGAUUUGAUAGCAGGUCGUGUUCCAGGGCGAAAACCAGAAGAAAUAGAGAGGUUUUGGAUUAUGAGACAUGGUGAGGUAUUUGCCCAGAAAAGAGACGCAGCUGCCAAGAAUUAUUCGUGAUGAUCAUGAUCAUGUUGGGCGCUACCUUAAUUAAUUAAUUGUUAAUUAGUAGAUCGAUCGGAUUUCUGAUCUUCUUGUGUUGGCAUGGAAUAAUUCUUCUUGCAUAUAAAGUUUGUUUUAAUAGAUUCUCUCUUUGAUUGAUA
Messenger RNA from Juglans microcarpa x Juglans regia, 649 nucleotides. RefSeq names its product transcription factor CPC-like. Gene Ontology annotation, cellular component: nucleus. Gene Ontology annotation, biological process: cell differentiation. Gene Ontology annotation, molecular function: transcription cis-regulatory region binding. NCBI's taxonomy places the organism in Eukaryota, Viridiplantae, Streptophyta, Magnoliopsida, Fagales, Juglandaceae. Bases 240 to 506 code for a protein of 88 amino acids. The record is from RefSeq and is a predicted model, not a curated record. The transcript is spliced from 3 exons.